Lichtheimia ornata is the source of this 423-nucleotide messenger RNA. RefSeq lists its product as uncharacterized. The transcript is spliced from 3 exons. The record is from RefSeq and is a predicted model, not a curated record. NCBI's taxonomy places the organism in Eukaryota, Fungi, Mucoromycota, Mucoromycetes, Mucorales, Lichtheimiaceae. The coding region runs from base 1 to 423 and encodes 140 amino acids.
AUGUUCUUAAGGUCCUUGAUCGCUUCAUCAAUCACAGCCUCCUCCUUUUCUUGCAUGGACAACAAUUCCCACGCCCAUUCACAUAUAAACAAGGCUGUUGUCACCAGUAUCAUCAUCACCAGUCUCUUUCGUCUACCGCAUUCAUCAUCAAAAGCUUCAUCGCUUGUGACCACCUAUUCAGUGCAUCAUUGUUAUUUGUGUUCGUUGUGUCUUUAUGACAUUUGGCCCUAUUACCUGAUGGAUUCUUCUUUAUGGUGGCAUGAAAACCUCGGCCAAGAAACAAGGAAUUUGAAUGAGCUGGGAUGGGCACAAAUCCCCAGGAUAACUGGUUUGGUCAUGAAGCGAGAGAAAUACAAAGGCAACUCCAAGCAAAGGGAAACACAAGAACUGCAGAAGGACACCACAACAACGCGCGAUUCAUGA